This is a messenger RNA of Spirodela intermedia, 579 nucleotides long. The record is from the annotation of a GenBank genome assembly. Lineage: Eukaryota; Viridiplantae; Streptophyta; Magnoliopsida; Alismatales; Araceae.
AUGCAUAGUAUAUAUCUUGAGGAGGGGGCCAGAACUAGCAAGGAACCACAACGAAGAUUAAAUCCUAACAUGAUGGAAAUUGUAAAAAAAGAAAUUUUAAAGUGGCUGGCUGGUGAUAUUAUUUAUCCUAUUUCAGAUAGCAAAUGGGUUAGUCCUACACAAGUAGUGCCAAAAAAAUCAGGGAUCACAGUUAUAAAAAACGAAAAUGGGGAUGAAAUACAAACAAGAUUAACUACCGGUUGGAGGGUUUGCAUUGAUUAUAGAAAAUUAAAUUCAGUUACUAGAAAAGAUCAUUUUCCCCUACCAUUUACUAAUCAAAUUCUAGAAAAAUUAGCUGGAAAAAACUUUUUUUGUUUUCUGGAUGGAUACUCUGGUUAUAAUCAAGUUUAUAUAAACCCUUUAGAUCAAGAAAAAGCAACUUUCACUUGUCCAUUUGGUACUUUUGCUUUUAAACGCAUGCCUUUUGGUCUGUGUAAUGCUCCAGCCACAUUUCAAAGAUGUAUGCUGUCUAUUUUUUCUGAUAUGAGUGGAAAAUGCAUGGAAAUUUUUAUGGACGAUUUUUCUGUUUUUGGUGAAUGA